AGAGGCGAUGGGAGACAACCAGCUAGUGUUAGGAGCUAGGCCGCGACAACACAGCCGGCGUUACUCUCAGAAAGCCACUGUUCAAACCAGCCCCCGUUUAAAACGAGCGGCGGCUACACGCUGAACUGUAGGAGACGUGUGUUUGAUACCCGCUUAUUUAUCCACGAUGCUAAGCUUACGUUAGCUUUUUCGCCGAACGGGUUGCGUUCAAUGUCACGUUACUGGGCGUGGAAAGGACAGACAGGUGUUGCCAGCCUGUCUGCCUGCCACAGCUUUUCAUUUCACGUGUGUCCUGUAACGUUGUGAGUUGAGGAUCCUUAUGAAGGCGGAGACGACGAGGCGGCGCUCGGACUUGGAGAUGUGUGCUGCCCAGACCCAGCUGUGCCUCUGCACCCAGUGUCUCUGGCGACCCACACGUCCACGGGAACCACAGCUGAUCUAGAUGGAUGACCCCGACUGACCGGGACCCCUCGAGUUAUAGUUUCUCAGAGACAUAACUGUUAACUUCUAGCGACAAUGUCUGUCUCCACUGUAUUGGCAAAGGCGCUGUUCGACAACACGGCAGAGAGCCCGGAGGAGCUGGCUUUCCGGAAGGGUGACAUCCUGAUGGUUCUUGAACAGGAGCAGGGUGGCGGUCCGGGCUGGUGGCUCUGCUCCCUGCAUGGCAGACAGGGCAUUGCCCCUGCCAACCGCCUCCGACUCCUCCAGACUGCCCCACCCCCAGGCUCAGACCUCCGUCACGGCUCCGUUGAGGACUCGGUCUACCUGUCGCCUGGUUCCCCACUGGCCCGGACUGCUGUCAGCAGCAGCGCAGAGGACAUAGAUGGAGUGUACCGCUCCCCGCCAGGUGUGGGCGAGGGACGGGGAGCUGGAGCGGUCUCGAGGCCCGGGGAGCUCCGAAGAGUUGAGGGUGGGCGCCCACGCUCGCACUCCAGCUCCGGCACGCGGCCCAGGCCUGACUGGGACAUCGGGGCGGCGGGGCGCCCGCGCUCACCCUCUCUGAGAGGACGCGGCACAGACGUGACGGGAUCACUUUACCAGACUCCAGUAAGUCCGAUGCCUGUAGCAGCUCAGCAUGCCAGGCAGCCAGGAGCUCUCAUGGCCUCAGAGUCCGUGUACCUCGCCCCCACUGGAGUGCCGAGGGCAGCGGAUGAACCAGAGGACACUACAUAUCUAGUCCCCAGAGAAACACUAACAACAGACGACUGUUACUUGGUGCCCAAAGGUACACCGCUCGCAGGUGACGAUGUUUACCAAUCCCCAACGGGAGGAGUUGUGGCCACCGCUGUCUGCUCUAACGGCCCCUCCAUAGUCUGUGGAUCACCCAGUACGCCUCAGCCAAAAGUGAGCCAGGACACACCAGGGAUGUACCAAACACCCACACCGGUGGGAGCGAGCCUUCACAGGACGACAGCUACAGUUUUGGCCCACCAGCACCCAUCUCAGUUAUCCCCUGCCCAAGCGUCCCCCAGACCUCUGCUCAAGGGAGUGUCACCCAACAAUGCUGUUGCCAGGGGAAAACCCGGCCUGGCCUCUCACCGAGGGUCCCCUUUGCUGGUCAGAGCAGGGCAGAUCAGGGUUCCUGGAUCACCAAAUUUUGCUCGCAAACCUCCUCCACCGGCACCUCCUGUGAGGGGAGUCACCAGAAAAGAUGCACAACAAGCAGCGCCACCCUCAGCUGAUUCUAACGCUGCCCCCAAACCCACUGCUCAGGUCGCUCCUUCAAGCCUGCAGCAAGAAGUGGACAAACAGAGGGGAACUCCUCAGAGUAAAGAGGACAGGACGCAUAAUGGCCUGGAGAAAAUACGCAAUGUGCAGAACAAAAAGGGAGAAAAUCAGGAUUACUCGGAUGCCGUGGAUGAACAGGUGUAUGAUACUCCUCCCAGUGGCAGGUGGCAGCGUCCAGUCCCGUCGGGCCUUGAUGACAAUGAUGGCAUCUAUGACACCCCUCGCUAUGUCCCACCACAAACCGACUCUGAGACGGAGGUCUAUGACGUCCCCACCAUCACUCUGAAUGUGUCCACCUCAGAUGUCCAGCCUGAUGAAGUUGACGACGAUGUAUACAGUGUCCCAACCCUUCCUGGUGUGCCUCUGGGCCCAGGGGAGUCCACCACUAGCCUCACCGGCGAGGAUGCUGGACAAGUGUAUCGCGUCCCCGGACCUGAGAAACGAGCCAACGGCGGAGGUCAUAACCGGGACUCCUCGGAGCCCGACUGUGGCAUCUACGACAUGCCUGCUUUGACUGUCGACGUCCUCCCUCACUCUUUGUCAUCCUCCUCCACCUCUACUCGCCGCCUCUCCGUCUCUAGUAACGGUUCCGGUGACGUGCAGUGGAGAGCCUCGCUUUCGAGCCUCGUUCACGCGGUGCUGAGCACAACCUCCUGCGCGGCCUCCACUCUGUCGUCACGGGAUUUAGCCACCUCGCUGGCGGAAAUCCUGUCCACCUGGAAAGCCAGUCAUUCAGAUGAUCCCCCGCCACCUCUUCAGCAGGCGUGGGCUCGUCUGUCGGACCUUCUGCCGGCGCUGUCCGCCGUUGGCAACGAUCCUCCAUCUGAAGGGCUCUUGUUGCUGGUCCAGCGGUCCCUCGAGGAAAGCGCCCUCCUCUUGCAGGCUCAGGGCCGACCCCGUCUGCCUUCCCAAGACUCGCUGUCCCGCAGGCCAUUGCCCGCGCUCCCAGUGCCUGACGGGAAGUCUUCAGGAGGUGGGAUGGGCUCCCGUAAAGGUAGCUGGAUCCAGGAGAGGCCACUGCCCCCAACCCCUCAACCCGCCUUCCCCUUGCCCCCGACUCCAUCGACGGUGACGCUGACAGUGGGCCCUGAUGAUGGAGAAGAUGACCCCAGCAAUGAGUACGCAGGGAUCGGCUUGACCCCCAUCCCUGCCCCAGUGCCCACUGGAGACAGUGUCGGAUACGUCAAGCUGCAGGGUAAACCCGAGCCACCUCCUGACGCCCUGACUGAGAACGGACAAACUCAAACUAUCACUGCAGAGCCAAGAUUGGCCCCAUCACCCGCUCUACCCGUGUCCCUCUCCCUGGAGGACUCGGAGCUGCUGUCCUUUUAUUCCUCUCAGAGCCUCGCUCACCUCUCCUGCCUGGCAGACGCCAUCGAUGUGCUCUUCAGCAGCGUGCAGGGGAACCAACCGCCCCGCAUUUUCGUGGCCAGAGGGAAGAGUCUCAUAGUGACAGCACACAAGCUGGUGUUCAUUGGGGACACGCUCUCCCGCCUUCUCUCCUCUGCCGACCUCCGGGCCAAGAUCACAACCUCGGGGGGACGACUCUGCCAGGCCUUGAAGUCAGUUGUCGUUGCAACAAAGGGCGCUGCACAAAACUACCCGUCAGUAUCCGCCACCCAGGAGAUGGUGGACCGCGUGGCUGAGCUCUCUCAGCAAGCAGCUGGCUUCUCCACUCUGCUCCAGCGUCUGGCAGAAAUAUCUUCAUGAUAUUUCAUAUCACUUGCUUAAAAACUUUGUUUACACUACACGUAUAUUUUCCCUCUUUGAAAUGCCUUAUUUGUUGUCAGAAUCUCUCGUUACCUUUUCGUUCGAAUGGGAUUGAAGCAAGCGAAGUUGAAUCCAGGAACAAGUGUUUAGCCUUCGCUGCAGCUGUUACUAAGCUGGGUUUUGACUGUGUUGGUCCUGUUCUCCAAGUGUGUGUUGGUUUGCCUUUGUUUAUAUACUGACCUCUGUACUUUGACACCAGGCACACUUGUCAUUUUGAGUGUUAACUUAUUGAAUAUUUUAAGCCCCGCCAUGGCUUUGAGUGUCCGUGGGGACUGCUUAUCUUGGGAGCUUUGCUUUAUUGUGUUUUGGCAUAUUUUCUUCUAUUUUCUUCCCCUCAUAUGAUAGCCACUUCCUUCCCUCCUCUAUUUAUUUAGCCAUCCCCCUAUUCCAAAAAUAGCACAGAAGGAGGCCUUACAUCCUGGUUCUGGCCUACUUUUUACUGUGAUACCUGAAAGGCCUUUUGUGAUUAUCAUUCUGAGGCUGUUGAAGAAGCAUAUCGAGUGUUUGGGGCUUAAUAUGGGAGAAACGGAAUAGGGUGUGGAGAAGGAAGCUUGCCCGACUUCCAUUCUUAAUCUGUGCAAGUAUGUGUUGUGUUUUGUGUAGUACCCAUUUCCACUAAAAAGCAAAGAUUAACUGCAGUACAGCGUGUAAUCCACUGCCUGAGGAUUACAAGAAUCAUCUCUCAACACAUGUCAGUUUACAUUCAUGCAGUCUUACACACCUCAUGAAGAAAAACAAAAGCCUACCAGACAGAGAUAAUAUCUGAGAAUCAAUACAGCGACUUGAGAGGGAAUAAUGAUAGUUGCGUGGGAAAAUUGCCUCAUCCUGUUCUCUCCCACAGUCACGUGGUAGCCUGGAAAUGGAUAAUAAACCAGUUGACCGAGCUCACCUGUCUGCACACGUCUUGUUGUGAUCUGCAUGCUUAAAUUGCUUUGAAAUUUAUUUCCUGCAAGAUGUUGCAAGCUGCUUUGAUGGUUUCAUGUCGGCGUACGGUAGACACUAAGACCAGGUAUUAUAUACAUAUAAUUCAGUAAUAAUGUAAAGAAUAGCAGUGGAAAAAACCGUUCACUGUAUUUGUACUAGAGCUUAACCAUAUCGCCUAGCCCUAGUAGAAACGGUAAAGUCAAGCACAGCUCACUUGUUGAUUGAAAUGGGACAAUUUUGUGUUUCAAAUCCAACAAAACGAAAACCUGUUUUCUGUCUCAGACCACUGUAUUACUUUCUCACCUCUCAUUUCAUGUAUACCAGUCAAUCGGAUGCAAUAUGUGAGUCUGGAAGACUGGACGUUAAACAAACGUGAGGUUUCUCACAUGUACACUACAAAUGUUAACUUGUAAACACCAGCUUCGUCUUUAGGGUGCUCUACAAAGCUUGAUUAUACUACUUAAAAGUGUUAAGAUCUAUCUUCUGUAUCGUCAAUCAUGUUUCUUAACUUUAUAUUCAAGUUUUAUUUUUCAGAUUCAAAUCACCAGAGCACUGCAUAAUCAGUUGUUUGGCUCAGUUUAAAUCAUUAUUUGAAGAAUACUCUUACUAUCUUCCUGCUUUUACGUUUUCUCUGCUGCAGUGACACCUUGUGGGGGUUUGAAGUAUUACUUAAUAAAUACCUGCCUGCCAAAACAGGCUCUAUACUGUAUGUAUGAGGAGAGCAUGAUCGGCAAGUAACCUUUAACUCUGUAUUUAUUAUUGUCAAUUUUUUGUUCUUUGCUUUCCAGUUUGCAUGGCUUUAAUUUGUUCAGAUUUUAUAUAUGCACAU
Messenger RNA from Morone saxatilis (striped sea-bass), 5251 nucleotides. It is a transcript of the gene efs, whose product is annotated as embryonal Fyn-associated substrate. Gene Ontology annotation, biological process: cell migration; cell surface receptor protein tyrosine kinase signaling pathway. The record is from RefSeq and is a predicted model, not a curated record. Gene Ontology annotation, cellular component: cytoplasm; plasma membrane. The coding region runs from base 517 to 3438 and encodes 973 amino acids. The transcript has 8 exons. Lineage: Eukaryota; Metazoa; Chordata; Actinopteri; Moronidae. Gene Ontology annotation, molecular function: protein binding.